UCAGAAAUGGCCGAAAUUGAGUAGGCAGACGCAGCGGCUGGUCAUGUUUUCGGCUGAAUUGUGAGGCGUCGAGCGGCCCCGCCGACAUCGCCGCUUCCCUCAGCACAACCGGGCACCCAGGAAAAUCGUGUCGCCCAUUUGACCCCCGGCGUGCCCCCGCUCGAGGGGCAACUCGAAAUGUUUUUCCAGACAUCGAGCACCAACAAAAACAAGGAUGGAGUCGUCAUGAGAGAAAAGAAAGGCUCCAUGAGCCGAGUUCAAAGGCUCAAAAAGCGUCUGAGCCACAGCUUUGGCAGGCUAAGCAUUGCCAACUGUGAGCUGGAAAGCGAACACCAGGAGAAGUGGACAAGAAACAAAAUGCCGUACAACACCUAUUCUGACGAAUUCCUUGACAGAAUUGAACCAAAUGGCAAUAUUCCCCACCAGCACUGUGAUAAGGACGGACUAAACUGUGAGUGGCCUCUGGGUGAUCGAGACCGGGUUCGCCGCCAGUUGUCAGUGUCCAGCGACUCAAAGUUGUUGGACGAAGACCUGCGGGAGGAGGCCAAAGUGAUUCUUCGGCCGAAGAAGCCGCCACGACCAAAGUCUGAGGUUUUUCUCAAUCGAGCAGCUGGCUCGACAAAGAGAUAUUCUGCAUUUGGGGGUGACUCUCCUUUUGGGCGAACUGAGGCGUACGUCAAGUUGGAGCAGCUCGGGGAAGGCUCCUAUGCCACUGUGUUCAAGGGAUAUAGCAAUUUGACUGGUCAGUCAGUAGCCCUGAAAGAGAUCCGCUUGCAAGAGGAGGAGGGAGCCCCUUUUACCGCUAUAAGAGAGGCCUCCCUUCUGAAAGAGCUGAAGCACUCUAACAUCGUAACUUUGCAUGACAUCAUACACACAAGAGAAACCCUCACCUUUGUAUUUGAAUAUGUUCACACUGACUUGAGUCAGUACAUGGAACGUCAUCCAGGCGGUCUUAGCACCAAAAACACGCAGCUCUUCCUGUUCCAACUGCUGAGAGGCUUGAGUUACUGCCACAAGAGAAGGGUGCUCCACCGUGACGUCAAACCACAGAACCUCUUGAUCAGUGAAGUGGGAGAACUCAAACUUGCCGACUUUGGUCUUGCCCGUGCCAAGAGUGUGCCAAGCCACACGUACUCACACGAAGUGGUUACCCUAUGGUACCGGCCACCAGAUGUACUGCUCGGCUCCACGCAUUACUCGACCUCUUUAGACAUGUGGGGAGUUGGUUGCAUCCAACUGGAGAUGCUGACCGGCGUUCCUGCAUUCCCAGGCGUGAGAGACGCAUCUGAUCAACUGGAUAAAAUAUUUAAGGUCCUUGGCACUCCGACCGAUGACUCGUGGCCUGGUGUUAGCAGUCUGCCUGGCUACGUCCCUCAUAAACUGUGCUACUACCAGCCCCAACGGCUAGGUCGUGUCUUCCCCCGUCUUCACGACGCCUCCGAAGGCGAGAGCAUGGCCUGCUCUCUUCUGCAGCUCAAUCCUGAGCGCAGGAUCAGUGCCGAAAAGGCGCUUCGGCAUCCUUAUUUUGCUUCGCUUCCCAAAAAACUGCAUGAACUUCCUGAUGAAGCGUCAGUCUUCUCAGUGGAAGGCAUUGUUUUGGGUCCGGAGCGGCCCUGGUGGAACAAGUCCAAGGCAGCCUCUUCCUCUUACUGUGACUAAGAAUAUUGAAACUCGUUUUACUAAUACAUCCCUGCCUAGUAAAAUAACGCGCAUUAAUCACAUAUAAAUGAAAAAAUGCGAUGCUCAAGAGAAAGAACUAUUUACGAAGAAAGUCGUUGAAUGGCAGUAAUUGCAAAUUGAUAUUUUAAAAUCACAAAGCGUUUCUGGAGAGAAAAUAAUUGAGAAAUGUGUGCAGUGAGUGAGGCCAACUGAAAACGAAUCAAGCCGAGCCCGCUGCAAAAGUUGUAAAAGGCGCUAUACGAAUAUUUGCAAAUAGGCUGCUGAAAUCCGUGUUUGUCACAAAAUUUUUAAAAACACUAUUGGGUUAAAUCCCUAGACUGUAGAGCAGAUCUGGAAUUAAUUGUUGGCAAGAUUUUGGGAACUGUACUUGCAGGGGUAAACAAACUUUGUAAGAAACUUUGCCGUCUUUCAAAUUUUAAUCGACUAAGAGCCAAUUUUGAUAUUUCUCUGUAUGAAUAGUGAUCUUAAAAGAAAAGUGACAAGACGUACAUUUCCCUCUUUGCAUUUUUUUUUCAUAUAUAAAUUACUAGCGCUGCUGCAUCAGGCUUUAUAUGAUUUUUUUUCUCAAUAAUUCAGUUUUUAAUUUUUUAUUUUUCUUUGCCAAAAUGAAGUUUUUUGUCUGAUGCACGGCGAUACGAUUUGGUGCAUUGUGAAAACAUACUGGCGUGCUAAGCGCAUAAAAUAUUAUUAUGAAAAACUAUCGGUGCUUGGUUGGUACAAAUGUUUUGCAUUAGAUUUGUCCGAACAGAUAUCUUGUCACUCUUGGAAAAACGCUGUUCAACUGAUUAAUUAAUUGUUGCUUUUGCAAACCUCAUAAACUUUUAGAGAAGAACGGCGGAGUUAGUUGUGUUUUUGAGGAGACAAUCCAUGAUCAAUGAAUAUUUAUUGUAUGAAAUAUGCUAGACAAUUUAUUACUUCUAUCUAGCAGCAACGAACUAUUUAUUUAGUUAGUGGGAAAAAAAAUGAACAACGCUAUUAGAAAAACGCAUCACGCAUUCCCUGAAUCGUUUAUUGCGUUUAAAAUAAUUAAGAACUUGUAACAGAAAAAAAAUACAAUGCGUAUGUAAGUUACGCAAUUUUUGUGUGUGAUUUUUUCACAGAGGCGCAACUCAGGAAAUACAAUGUGCUAAAUUUUUGCAAGGAAUGCGUGAUUUUAAAAGUUAUUAUCAUCGUUGUAAAUUUUGGGCUAAUUCAAUGCAUCUUCUGUAUAAUUAAUGAGCUAAUUACUACAAAUUUACAAUGUUGAUUUUCAUGAGUAAAGAAUUGACAUUCCUCGAGUGCACUCGAAAAAUAUUUGGAACUAUGUCUGAAAGUUUCAUGCCAGCACUGCUUUCUAAAAAUCUUUUUAUCUUAUUGUAGUGAGAAAAAUAAUGUUGACAAUGUAAAAAGUUUUAGAUGAAGUUGAAUGAAAAAAAAUCAAUCCGAGCGCAUAAAUUAGCUUUAGAAAACGACGCUUUUGUAACGAUGUUAUAAUAUCGUGAAUGAGAAGAAGUAUUAUUAACUAUCUCUUCAUUACAAUUAAUUUUUAUGAUUAAUUACUUGUUAAUUAUAAAUAUCUUCAAGAUGAAAAAGUCUUACAUUUAUAUAUUAUUUCGUAUUAAUUUUAUUAAAACAUUUUACUUGGUGUCGAAAAUAAUAAAAAUUCAUGCCAAUGAAGGUCAGUCAUUCCUCGAUCCUUACUCAAUUAUGCAAAUCAAAAUAAAAUACGUUACUUUAAUUGCUUGCGUUCACUAGCACAAUUUUUACGGCCCUCGUACUGUCUGCAGAAACCGCGAGCCACAAUCAGAGUCAAGGCUAGUUACUAACAAAAUUUAUGUAACCACAGAUUUUUAUCUACGGGAUUCCCUCGUUUUUAAAUCACAAGAGCCGACGACUCUUUAAUUAUUUGUGACAUAUUUUUAGCCCGUAAAGGCCCUGAUCCUCAUUUUAAACUGAUUUUGACUUCAGGAGACUGCAAAAGGUUUGCUGGGAAAUCCGAGCGUAUUAUAAAUCUGUAGGGCUUGACAGGACCUAUGACAUUGAACUGACCUGACAACACAAAAACCAGUUUGAUUUUUUCUAGCGUGAUUAUUUUCGCAUGCAGUGGAGUUAGGCGUGAGAAGAAGAUAAUUUAAUGAGCUGUGAAAAUUUAUUUUUUCUUUCUAAAAUACGUUCUCAUAAUACGUGGGCUUUUUGUUUCCCGUUUAGUUGGGCACCAACCCACAGCUUCCCGUUGGUAAGCGUGGUCAAUAUUUGCAAAAUUACCCUGCUUAUCUCUCGAGACUUUUCUGAAAUAAGAAGUGUGCCAAAAUGCUUAAGCUAGUAACAAUUAUGAUUCUUCCUUAUUUUGUCAAUCAUCUUAAAUGCUUCUCAAGAGUAAAUUUUAGAAUAAAUAAAUUAGUUAUUUUCCCACAUUCUU
This is a messenger RNA of Neocloeon triangulifer, 4078 nucleotides long. RefSeq names its product cyclin-dependent kinase 14 (gene Eip63E). Gene Ontology annotation, biological process: protein phosphorylation. Bases 178 to 1659 code for a protein of 493 amino acids. Gene Ontology annotation, molecular function: ATP binding; cyclin binding; cyclin-dependent protein serine/threonine kinase activity. Gene Ontology annotation, cellular component: nucleus; cytoplasm; cytosol. The transcript is spliced from 10 exons. Lineage: Eukaryota; Metazoa; Arthropoda; Insecta; Ephemeroptera; Baetidae. The record is from RefSeq and is a predicted model, not a curated record.